CUUCAGAUCAAACCUGAGUGAGGAAAGAGCAUUUUUAUCGUUUUUUUCUUUCUUCUUCGGUGGACUCCUCAAAUGGAGGUCACUCGCCGAUAGUGGGAUUACUCGCUCCGUUCAUCUUUCCGGCGAGAAGGGAUGAAAAUCCGACGAUAUAUAGUGAUAUAAAACGAGGAAAGAGGCAAAAGCUAGUUUCUGUUUCAAUAAACGAGCUUGGAAGUUCGAAAUGAGCCUCAACAUCAAUGCUAUCUUCCGUUAGCCGCAUCACCUUGUUUCACCCUCUGGCUGUUUUUCGAGGUAUUUGAUUCAACUAAUUGAGUUGGGAAUUUCAAUUUUCUUCAGGUUCUUGUAUUCUUAUCUUCGAAGGAUGUAAAUCGAAGUCCGUUAAGCUGGGGCAUUUCGUUUUCUAUUGACCUUUCGAUGUGCUUCUUCGUAUCUAUUUCUUGAUUUCACGUGUUUUUCCUGUUGGACUAAAGACAAUUGAAGUUUUUAGAAGCAUGUAUAUAGAUUCAAUACUAAAAUUUAGUGCUCGGGAAUUGGAGGAAACUGAGCAAUACUUCGACUUUAUCCGCAUUAGUAUGAAGGGUGGGGGAUAUGGACAUUAAAGUUGACUCUCACCUUAUAGCCAACACUCAGAUUACAUUAUUAACUACCAUGGCUAUGGGUAAUGAAGUUUUUUAGAAUCUGAGAGUAGGUGAACAUGGAUUGAGAGAUGUUUACUCCUCUUUCCAUUGAGAGUGUUCUUCACUUUUUUCUUAGUAUAGCUCUUUUUAAAAAAAGCUCCCAUGAAAGAUGCGGCUUCUUCCGGCUGUGGACACAUUGUCUACAAAGAUUGUAGUAACAAUUUUUUUAAAAAAAAUUAAACAUGGAUAUGUGAGUCAGUUUCUACUUAGUAAACUAUGAUCAUGCAUCUGGAUAGCGAUACUCAUAUUUUGUUUCCAUCAACAGAUCUACAGUCUUGUAGUACAUUCAGAACUUGAUUCAUUAAAUCUAAUGAACUUUUAAUAUACGCUAGCCUUCUAGGUAAUAUCUAAAUUCAAGUUCCCUGAUGUAAAACAGUGGAACAGUAAGAUGUAUAUCACAAUGUAACUUUUUUCUGCUUCCUCAAAAAUUUGAUACCCACAGAACCUGUUCCUUGUGAAUUCUCAGGGAUCUUUCGUAAAGCAAUAUUUAUGUUGAAUGUUAUAUUUUGCCCAUGGAUAUAGACCUUGAGCUUCCAUCCAGUGAUCAUGAAAGGUUAGAUGUAAUUCAGAGUCGAAAUGAUGGCGUGAAUGUGUUUCAAGCAAAUGGCCAGGGAAAGUAUGCAAAUUCUUUUGCAAGGGCUGAGCACCAUGAGGAAAUGUCCAUACCAAAUGCCAAAAAAAGUAGUGGUGAGGAUCGGAUGGACAUCAUUAACUUUGAAACAGACUUUAGAAUAGGUCCGUUUGAACCAAAAAAUGGUUUGGAGUUUGAGUCGAAGGAAGAAGCGUAUUCUUUUUAUAGAGAAUAUGCUAGAUCUGUGGGAUUUGGCAUCACUAUAAAAGCAAGUAGGCGCUCAAAGAAAUCUGGAAAGUUUAUUGACAUUAAAAUUGCAUGCUCUAGAUUUGGAAGCAAGCGAGAGUCUACUACGACUGUCAACCCUAGACCAUGUAUGAAGACAGGUUGCAAUGCUAGCAUGCAUAUUAAGAAGAGGGAAGAUGGAAAAUGGUUUGUACAUGGUUUUACAAGAGAGCAUAACCAUGAGAUUUGUCCUGAUGACUUCCAUCAUGCUAUGAAGGGAAGGAAUAAAAAACCAGAUAUUGCCAUUUCUGAGAAAAAGGGUCUGCAAUUGGCUUUAGAUGAGGGAGAUGUCCUAUUGAUGCUUGAACAUUUUAUGCAUAUGCAGGAAACAAAUCCCAAUUUCUUCUAUGCCAUACAUUUCAACCAAGAAAAACAACUGAGAACUGUUUUGUGGGUGGAUGCAAAAGCGAGGCACGAUUACCAGAAUUUCAGUGAUGUCAUUUUCUUUGAUACUUACUACUUAACUAAUGGAUACAAAGUUCCUUUUGUUCCUAUUGUUGGAGUUAACCAUCAUUUUCAGUAUAUCUUGUUUGGAGGUGCACUGAUUGGUGAUAUGGCUACUUCAAGUUUUAUUUGGUUAAUGAAGACAUGGCUCAAAGCAGUGGGUGGGCGAGCACCCAGAGUUGUCUUAACUGAUCAAGAAUUAUCUUUGAAAGAAUCAGUGUCCGAUGUAUUUCCCAAUACACUCCACCUUUUCUCUUUAUGGCAUAUAUUGAGAAGAGUUCCUGAAAAACUAGGAAGGACUAUAAAUCAGAAUGGCGGUUUUAUAGAAACCCUUAAUAAGUGCAUUUAUAGAUCUUGGACAGAUAAAGAAUUUGAAAAGAGAUGGUGGGAAAUGAUAGACAAAUUCCAAAUAAGGGACGACGAAUGGCUUCAGUUACUGUUUGAUGAUCGUAAGAAGUGGGUGCCAACGUAUGUGAAGAAUUACUUUUUAGCUGGAAUGUCUACACUUGAACGAUCUGGGAGUGUGAUCUCUUUUUUUGAUAAGUAUAUAUGUAAAGAAACUUCAUUCAAGGAGUUCAUUAAACAUUCUGAGAUAUUUUUCAAAGACAUGCUUGAGCUGGAAGCUAAUGCUGAUUUUGAAACUCGGCACCAAAAACCUAUCUUAAAGUCGCUCUUUACUUUUGAGAAACAAAUGGCCACGAUGUACACAACGACUAUGUUUAAGAAAUUCCAGUUACAGAUAUUGGGAGCAGCUUCAUGUCAAGUGCACAAACAGACAGAAAAUGGAGCUACUGUAACGUACCAUAUUCAUGAUCUGGAAGAGCACCAGGAUUUCCUGGUAGCUUGGAAUAAAACAGAAAUGGAUAUAUGUUGUUUAUGCCGUUCUUUUGAGUACCAAGGCAUCCUUUGCAGACAUGCUAUCCUUGUUUUUCAGAUUUUGGGACUAACUAGCAUCCCACACAAAUAUAUUUUGAAACGUUGGACAAGAAGUGCAAAGGUCAGGAUUAGUGAAUCAUCAAACCGACUUCAUUACCGAGUACAGCGUUUCAACAACCUCUGUAAACAAGCCAUUAAAUUGGGUGAACUAGGCUCUUUAUCUCAAGAAACCUAUGAUAUUGCUAGUGAAGCUUUCGAUGAAGUACUGAAACAAUGUGCUUUUGCAAAAAAUUCUACCAAGAGCUUUGUAGAAACAAAUACCUUGGGUUCUGUUGGUUUUGUUGACGAUGAAGAAAAUCAAGGUGAAUAUAUGGCCAAGUCAUCGGGGAAAAGACAAAUGAGUAAAAAAGGCAAGGUGAUCAAGCAGGCACGGUACAAAUCGUCAGAGGUGGAGGUGGAUUCGGGAGCCGCUGCACUUCAUUGUUUCCAUGGCUCCCUGCCGGGAUCAGGUCAGUCGAACACAAAUUCUCCUUUCUGUGAUGGACCUGAAGAUUAUUAUAGUCAUCAGGCUAUGCACAAUUUGGAUUAUUCUCCUUCAGUCGUAGCUCAUGUUGGACCAUGUAGUGACGGACAAACUAUGCAGUCCCAAGGACAGCUUCAUUGAAGAACGAGGGCAUUUUAAUCAGGUCGAGGAUAAUCUGCAAGAUGUGGAACAGCCUGAUGAUGCCUCGAUCCAAACUCACAUUCACAAUAACCAGGCAUAUUCGAGAUAGGUGCCUGUCUGGACAGCUGAAACAAGAACAAACAGGGGCAACCUUAACACAUUAAACGAGUUUGCAGUUGUAAAGUUUCGGGUAUGAUCUAAACGUCAGUUCAUGUUUUGUUCUCAUAUUCUUCCAUUUUGUUUGGUCUUAUGUUCUUAGUUCUAGAAAAUAUGUCCCAGGAACUAACAGAACUAAUAUUUAACGGCUUGUGCAGGCAAAGCAUUUUUUCUCUCUUUUAGUUUCUAUUAUAGGAUUAAUAAUUUACUAUGGGAAUAGUUUGUUCGUGAGUAAUAACUGUAUAUUCCAUCUAAACAAGACUUUUGAUUGAAUGAAAUAGGUUUUAUUUUUUUAAAA
Cucumis sativus (cucumber) is the source of this 3971-nucleotide messenger RNA. Its product is annotated as protein FAR1-RELATED SEQUENCE 2. Gene Ontology annotation, biological process: regulation of DNA-templated transcription. The coding region runs from base 1190 to 3517 and encodes 775 amino acids. The record is from RefSeq and is a predicted model, not a curated record. Gene Ontology annotation, molecular function: zinc ion binding. NCBI's taxonomy places the organism in Eukaryota, Viridiplantae, Streptophyta, Magnoliopsida, Cucurbitales, Cucurbitaceae. The transcript has 7 exons.